AUGGCCAGUAUCAUUAAGAAGCCAAACCUGGGCUCCGCCCCACCGAAAAAGAAGAUGGGACCCAAACCCGAACUUACAGAGGACCAGAAACAAGAAAUUAGGGAGGCAUUUGAUCUCUUCGAUACAGAUGGAACUGGGACCAUAGACGUCAAAGAGCUCAAGGUGGCCCUGAGAGCUCUGGGUUUCGAACCCAAGAAAGAAGAGAUAAAAAAAGUGAUAUCUGACCUCGACAAGGAAGGGACGGGAAAAAUCAGUUUCAAUGACUUCUUGGCUGUGAUGACUCAAAAAAUGGCUGAAAAGGAUACCAAAGAAGAGAUUCUGAAGGCUUUCAGGCUCUUCGAUGAUGAUGAAACCGGAAAAAUCUCCUUCAAGAACUUAAAACGUGUGGCCAGAGAGCUAGGCGAAAACCUCACUGAUGAGGAACUGCAGGAAAUGAUUGACGAAGCUGAUGGAGAUGGUGAUGGAGAAGUCAACGAGCAGGAGUUCCUGCAGAUCAUGAGAAAGAACAGCCUCUACUGA
Molecule: messenger RNA, 519 nt
Organism: Trichosurus vulpecula (common brushtail)
Lineage: Eukaryota; Metazoa; Chordata; Mammalia; Diprotodontia; Phalangeridae
Product: centrin-1-like
Exons: 1
Coding region: 1-519 (172 amino acids)
Biological process (GO): mitotic cell cycle; nucleotide-excision repair; centriole replication
Cellular component (GO): centrosome; centriole
Molecular function (GO): calcium ion binding
Source: RefSeq, a predicted model, not a curated record